Messenger RNA from Silurus meridionalis, 2496 nucleotides. It is a transcript of the gene arid5a, whose product is annotated as AT rich interactive domain 5A (MRF1-like). The coding region runs from base 189 to 1901 and encodes 570 amino acids. The record is from RefSeq and is a predicted model, not a curated record. The transcript has 7 exons. Gene Ontology annotation, molecular function: transcription cis-regulatory region binding. Gene Ontology annotation, biological process: regulation of transcription by RNA polymerase II. Lineage: Eukaryota; Metazoa; Chordata; Actinopteri; Siluriformes; Siluridae. Gene Ontology annotation, cellular component: nucleus.
UUUCCUGCCCAAUGACAACUGGUACAACCAAUCUGGUUCAGACCUCGAGAUUUCGAAAGCCUAAAGCCUUGCGGUGAGAGAGCGAGCAUAAACGAGAAUACACACUAAAGGAAGGCAUUCACACAAACACACACACACACACACACACACACACGGAUUUGAAGCUUGGGGACAGACACACGUUUACAAUGGUUUUGGAGCCUCGUGGAGAACCGAGCGGUGAAGAGGAACACAUAGAUGUGUGCGAGGACGAAAGAACAGAGCAGAAGAAUCCGGUGAACCAGUUCAAUCGAGAAAUGACGAGUUCAGAACUGACCAAUGGGAGCGCAGAGGAGGUGAAGCCCGGCCAAUCAGAGAGCGAGGAGAGGGCGUUUGUUGCAAACCUGAAGCAGUUUAUGAUUGACAGAGGCACGCCCAUCGAGAGAAUACCUCAUCUCGGCUUUAAACAGAUUGACCUGUGGAAAAUCUACAAGGCUGUGGAGAUACUCGGAGGCUAUGAGUCGGUGACGACUCGUCGCUUGUGGAAGAAUGUGUAUGAUGAGUUGGGCGGUAGUCCGGGUAGCACCAGUGCUGCCACCUGCACUCGGAGACAUUACGAAAGGUUGGUUCUACCUUACGAAAGGCAUCGGAGGGGAGAGGAAGACAAGCCACUUCCUCCAUCGAAACCUCGUAAACCGUACAAGAGGAGUGAAGACGGCAAGGGCAAAAGCGAGAGCAAGAAAAGACGGAGGGCAGAUGGAGACGACCCGGAGGAAAUCCUGAGAGGUGGUCAUCCCUGUGAGAGAGGAGUGUGUUCUCACUCUGGACACUCAUGGCCAGUUAAGCAUUCGGACAGUGACCAGAUCUCACCUCAAGACAUGUGCCUCAGAGAAAAGCCUCUUCUUCAGCCACUAGUCCCUGCUCUCGUUAUUUCCCCUCUGGAGAAGAAGAAGCGUAUGGCACAGGCGAGCUUGAAUGUGGUGCCUUCUACUGGCCUGGAGGAUGGAAGUGAGCCUGAGAGACCCUCUGUAAUUCACCUGUCUCAUUCAUCUACACCUUCUGGACGUGUAAGCCACGCUUCUGACGGGUCACCCCUGCCUCUGUCCUCUCCCUCGUCCUCGCGGAGCCCUUCCCCCUUUUCCGUUUCCUCAGAGGACUGUGUCGCGGUGCCGAUCCAGAAGACGACAGCUCCAGAAACUGAGAAGCAGAAGCCAGCACGCUUUGGGCCCUUGCCUGAAUCUGGAGUACGUGUGUGCCAGCCGUUACCCCUCGCCCAUAAUCAAUGUCCCAAAGACAUGUCCUUUCUGUCUCUGCCACGCCUAGGUUAUCAAAACUUCUUAAAUGUCACAUCUAUACAUCCAGACAAAACCCAGAGACACCCCGGGCUCCGGAACCCCAUCCACGCGUCUCUAGGCUCGGCUCGCUGGGUGCCCACUGACUCGAGUUUCACCAAGGUCAUCCCUCGAUCCUGCGAUCCCUGGAGACCCAUAUCAUUACAGCCUCUCUACAAACCCCAGACCCCCAAUUCCAAGAGGCCGAAUAGCACCGAGGCCUACGUAAAGAAGACUCAAUCACCUCUACGCUUCCUGGAUCGAAAAGACAAAUCCAAGAUGGUGGUCCCCAAGCCAGUGCCGACUCAACAGUACCUGGUUAACCAGACCGGGUUGCCCACCUUGCCGUACUUGUUUUCAGGUUUCGAGACACAAAGGCCUGAAAUGAUGGAACAGAUGAAAGCUUUACCUGUUCCUCCUGUCAUGAUCCCCGCUCAUCUCAACAUUUCUUCAUCCCAGACACAUCCCACACAUCACCUGCAAAUUCCUUUCCACAGGCCAUAUGACCCCACGCUGCGUCCGUACCCGUUCUCAGUCCCGGUCUGGCAUACCCCCACCGGGUACAGCAUGGCAACGCUGCAGCCAUAUUAACCUCAACUGUUCUUUUCUGCUUUCCGGAGAGAAUGGAUAGUGCUUGAAGUGGUUUUUGGUCACAAUAAUGUAGCUUUAUGUUUGGCAUAAGACAAAUCUCAGUGACGUGAUUCACGAAGGUAACUUCUGAUAGUCACUCAGCCUCAAUAAGACAUUUUACUUCACUUUGAUGACUUGAAUUUCUUGACAAAUGUUCUUUUAUUGGUUUAAACUGAUUUUUUACUCACAUCAGCACAUUAUCUCGUCAUGACUUGUGGGUUGAAAUGGAAGGUAGUGUUUCAGAAGGAAGGUACUAUUAUCUUAUUAAAGAACAGUAUGUAUUUCUCUCUCUCUCUCUAUCGCUCUCUUUCUUUCUCUCCUAAAAAAUAAUUUUAAGCACUGGAUAAGAGAAACAUAUGAUACUAAUCUAUUAGAAAUGAGAAUUAAAUGGUAGUACUUAGACGAUAACAAACAACAGUAUUUGCAAUCCAUUAUUUCGCACUACUGACCGAAUCGCUCUGUUUUAAUUCACAAAGUAUUGUGUUUGUUAGCGUGUAUAUUUACUGUGUACAGAACUUUUUUUCCUUAUUAAAUAAAUUUUGUACUUUGUAAGAAA